CGCAGCGCCGCGGCUCGGGGGCCCGGGCCGGGCCAGCUGCGCACCCGCAGGCGGAGCCGCCCGGCCGGAGGGCGAGACGCUGCGGCCGCGGGGAUGACCAGACAGCAAGUGUGAAAAAUCAGGACGGGGUGGAAAAGGUAUUUUAUUGUAAAGCCACUGUGGAAUCCUCAUCUUUCAGACUUUCUGUGGUGGAGUCUGUUGAGCCAAAAUUGUAUCACACUUAUCUGUUCUGGGACUUGUCAUCUCUGUCUGACGGAUACAUUUUGGAUUAAGACAAUAAUAAGCUUGUAACAAGCGGUGCAAUGUCAGCUGUGGAACAGCAACAGGCAGAACCUUCUCCAUCAUCUAAUUCAUCCAAUUCCUUUGAAGUAGUGGAGGCAGAUACUGCAAAUAAGUAUGAGGCAGUUGUUCCUCACUGGUUUUACUGCAAGGUAAUAGAUUCUAGAGAGAGGUGGAUCCCUUUCAGCCGACAAGACUCGGAGAAGUUAGAAGAAGCCCACAACUCAAGGAAAGAUGAUGAACAGCUGGUAGUUCCAACGGAAGGGGGCAGGUAUGAUGUGCAUUUGAAGAAGAGGUUGUGCUGUGCCAUGUAUUGGGAGGAAGAGGUGUCUGAAGUGAGACGCUGCACCUGGUUUUAUAAGGGAGACAAGGACAACAAGUAUAUUCCCUACUCGGAGAGCUUCAGUGAAGAGUUGGAGGAAACAUACAUGAUUGCCAUAACGCUGGACGAGUGGAAAAAGAAACUUGAGUCGCCUACUAGAGAAAUCAUUAUAUUGCAUAACCCAAAGCUGAUGGUGCACUACCAUCCAGUGACGACCUCUGAUGACUGGGGCUCAACCCCUACGGAACAAGGUCGACCACGAACCGUUAAGAGAGGAGUGGAGAACAUCUCAGCUGACAUCCCCUGUGGGGAACCUCUGCAAAUAGAUCACUUGGUUUUUGUAGUUCAUGGAAUUGGGCCAGCAUGUGAUAUCCGGUUCCGGUCCAUCAUCCAGUGUGUAAACGACUUCCGUAACGUUUCCUUGAGCAUGCUGCAAGCACACUUCAAGAAAGCUCAGGAGGAGCAACAAAUUGGCCGGGUAGAGUUCUUGCCUGUGAACUGGCACAGCCCUUUGCAUUCCACGGGGGUGGACGUCGAUUUGGAGCGAAUUACCUUGCCGAGCAUCAACCGCCUGCGUCACUUCAUAAAUGACACCAUACUGGAUGUUUUCUUCUACAACAGCUCCACCUACUGCCAGACCAUCGUGGAUACUGUUGCUUCAGAAAUGAACCGCCUGUAUCGGCUCUUCCUGCAGAGGAACCCUGACUUUAAAGGGGGUGUUUCCAUUGCAGGCCAUAGCUUGGGGUCGCUGAUAUUGUUUGAUCUCCUAACAAAUCAGAAGGAUUCCUCUGAGGAUGAAGACGGCACUAAAGAGGUGUCCCAGAUGGCUGCCUAUGAACAGGGAGAUGUUGGGGGAGUGAAAGAAACCCUGAAGAAGCUUGAGCUGUCUGAGUACUGCAGUGUCUUUGAGAAGGAGAGACUGGACAUGCAAGCACUGGCUCUGUGUACAGAGAAGGAUCUUAAAGACAUGGGAAUUCCCUUGGGACCAAGAAUGAAGAUCCUUCAUUAUAUCAGAACCAAAGAGGAAACACAGGAUGCUCAGCAGCAGGCCCAUGUCCCUGCUGGGAAUGACGACAAGAGUGAAGAUGCUCCCAAGCCUGAGUCAGGGUCAUCCCCGCAGCUGGGUUCCAGCAGGAGCAUGAAGGAUGGGAGGAAGCAUCAAUAUUUGGAUGUCGGGCUAGGACAGGUCUCAGCAAAUUACCCUCAGCUAAUCUACAAACCCGAAAUCUUCUUUGCCUUUGGGUCUCCCAUUGGGAUGUUUCUCACUGUCCGAGGUGUGAAAAGGAUUGAUCCAAACUACAGCCUUCCUACCUGCAAAGGCUUCUUCAAUAUCUUCCAUCCUUUUGACCCGGUGGCGUACAGGAUUGAGCCCAUGAUCGUUCCAGACCUGGAGUUUGAGCCCAUGCUGCUCCCCCACCACAAGGGCAGGAAGAGAAUGCAUUUAGAACUGAAAGAAGGCCUGACCCGCAUGGGUAUGGAUCUCAAGAACAACCUCCUGGGGUCACUGAGGAUAGCCUGGCAGUCUUUCACCAGAUCCCCACUGCUGGCCAUGGAGGCAGCAGCCACUGAAAACGAAGCUGAAACUAGUUUGGAGAAACAGACAGUCCAUUCAGAUAUGAGGCCCGAAGAGCCAGCUGCUACACUGAAGGAAGCCGCCGCCCCUGUUAAUGUGGGAAUGCUAAAUGGAGGGCACCGUAUUGACUACGUGCUGCAAGAGAAGCCUAUAGAGAGUUUUAAUGAAUAUUUAUUUGCACUACAAGGCCAUCUCUGCUACUGGGAGUCGGAAGAUACCGUUCUCUUGAUUCUGAAAGAGAUCUACCAAACACAGGGCGUUACGUUAGAUCAGCCUCUACAGUGAAGUCAGAUGACCAGCUGCACUUCAACAUCCUUUUUUAAAGCAUGGACAUCACGUCUAGAAAGAAUAUCCAGUGAUGGACUCAUCAGUGCCAUGCAGAGAAAAUCAUCUCCCUAGGAAUACACCCCAUGGGGUUAAGAGAAUGAAUCUGGGAUCACUCUGCCCAAUUGCUCACUCUUUCCUCAGCCUCUAGCACUUCAUUAUUUACUCAAGAUGAUUAAGUGAACUUAGUACUGGAGACAGAAACCCUGUGUUGCUAUGAAACAAGCAGGCCCCUGCUUAUAGGCCUGUGUUAGAACCCUGACUAAAGUGCCAGAGUCUGGCACCGCUAAUGGCAUUUGGGGCGGUGGCAACUUUGUGAUGUGAUUCGUGUGCAUUAGGAAAUGGCCUGAGAUGUGCUACUGGCUUAUGUGGGAGUGGUCUCGCCUACAUGGGAAAUCCCCUCAUCCGUUCAGGCUUAAAUGCUGCAUAAACCCUGCUUCCUUGUAAGCUGUAUGCCCUUUCCUGUUGCUUCCCUAGAUGAUGCACACCAAGUGACUACUCGCCUGGAAAGCCCAGCUUUUCCUCUGCCUUCCUAUCCUGCAUGCUGCUUCCCACGAACCUGCUGCUGCCUGGAGCACUAGGAGAUUUCUCAUUUGGGGGGGAAAAAAUCAACGCAAAACACUCUUCUCCUAAGAUACCCACUCUGGACUUGGCCCUGUGCCCAUUGUGACACCCUCGGGAUCGUUCACUCCAACACCAUUCAUCUGCCUAAUCGGACUGCCUCGUAAGUUGCAAUACAAGCUGUUCCAAGUAUAAAUACAGGAGAGAUGGUUGGGAUCUGGUGCUGGAGAUUUCAGGGCCUCGUAUUGACUCCUGGUUAGUGAGUAAAUGUGUUGCUUGUGAAAAACGCCUUUAAUACCCUGGGCACAUGCCAUGCUACAGCACUAGAACAUCAGUAGCUUGGCCGAGUGAGCAAAGAGGGGAAUGAAGUGUGCUCUGUCUGGGCCUUCUGAGAUGCCAUGAGCUCUAGAGAGGCACAGCAGACCAACCCUUUGUGGAAGUGCAGACAGCUGUUAAGUGUUUGGUUUUCUUACACGCCUUCUCGCAUGACUGUCUCUCUAUUCUGCACGCCCAGGGUGGGUAGCAUGUUAUGUGUACCUCCUCCAGUCUGCUCAACUGCCUGCUUCUUUAAAAAAAAAAAAAAUGGCAUGUUAGUAAUAGUAUGACAGCCUCCUCUGCCCAGGUAUGGUAUGCUACAGCUUUGCUUUAAGUGGCCAGCUCCCCUAAGACACCUGAACUGACUCAUGCCUGUAGAAUUAUGUUGCAGUGGGCAGCCAAAGCCUUCAUAAGGCUUGCAUGUUUCCCUUGGUGUCCACCCACAGCAUAGUCUCACUGUAUUAGAGGAAAAGGUGUUUGUUCUGGAAGCAGGUGGGAAUUGGUCUAAGCUCCUUGCUUUACACCAGCUGAUAUCAUGACAGGUGUUUGCACCAGAUCAUGAAGAUGUCUGGUUGCUACUUAUUUACUAUUAACAGAACUAGCCCAAGGCUUAGGAAUAAACUCAAGUAUGCCUUCAUAGCAGAGUUCAGGCUGCCUAGCCCAUUGCAGGAUGUUUCUAACAGAUCCAGAGCCCUGGGCUACUUGAGGCUGGCAUAUCAAUGAAGGGAUGAAGCCUGAACCACCCUGGAUUCUAGCUCUAAUUCCAUUCUCCUUUCACAGGCCAAACCCCUCUGCAAUAGGAGUGGGAUCUGUUCAAGGAAGAGGGGCUUAAGCCCUCUAACUGUAGUAGGGGGAUGAGGACAGACCAACUUCAUGUCCAGUUCCUUAGCAAAGCAUUCAAUCGGGAUUCAGUCAAGACCUCAUUAGGUGAAAAAAUAGCUGCACUUGAGCAUGGAUGAAUAGCUGUGGUGGUAGAGGCUGUCAGGGCAAUUCACACCACACCCAUUCCACAGGGCUGAGUUCAGAGUGGCUACCAACCUCUACUGUGUUCACAGAAUGUGGAUGACCCUGCUGGUGAAACCAUAGCAACCUUUUGUACACAGCCAAGGCUUAUGCUGUAGUAACCAGGAGCUGCUGAAUGAUUGCUGUUAGAAGUACUGUAAAGGUAACUUAUGGGGCAGAGAUACUAAAAUGAUCAAUCCCUUGUAACCAAAGAUGUACAGGGUAAACAGACUAAACUAACCCCUUAGCAUGUGGAUUCCCUUGAGAAAAAUGCUGGAGGGUGUGAUAGUGUCUCUGGGCUGGGGUCUGGAAGUGGCCACUACCAUGUUCCCCCUCCUGCUGACUUUGCUCUGUACAGUGCAAUGAGCUUGUUUGUUUUCUUCUGUGUAUUAUUUGCACUAUUUAAAUGCAUUUUGUAUUCCCCUACCCCGCCCCCUCCAAAAGAACUAAGAGAAGCUGUAUUCACACCUGACUGUGGGCAGUGAUGUUUUGCGCAGCUAAGCUCCUGGAUUCCUAUUGCAUCUCCUGGAGGUAUACAAGAAGGAACUGUUUAUAACAGGACAUACAGUCAUGACCAACUCUUCAAGUUAUGCACUUUGUGUAAAAAAAAAAAAAAAAAAAAAGUAAAUGCAUUUAAAAUUGUUAUUUAAUGUCUUUUUCCAGUCAAUACAGAAGGAAAUCUA
Messenger RNA from Dermochelys coriacea (leatherback sea turtle), 5059 nucleotides. It is a transcript of the gene DDHD2, whose product is annotated as DDHD domain containing 2. Bases 303 to 2459 code for a protein of 718 amino acids. Gene Ontology annotation, cellular component: COPII-coated ER to Golgi transport vesicle. The transcript has 20 exons. Lineage: Eukaryota; Metazoa; Chordata; Testudines; Dermochelyidae. The record is from RefSeq and is a predicted model, not a curated record. Gene Ontology annotation, molecular function: protein binding; metal ion binding; triacylglycerol lipase activity.